Molecule: messenger RNA, 2280 nt
Organism: Antechinus flavipes (yellow-footed antechinus)
Lineage: Eukaryota; Metazoa; Chordata; Mammalia; Dasyuromorphia; Dasyuridae
Gene: POMP
Product: proteasome maturation protein
Exons: 6
Coding region: 88-513 (141 amino acids)
Biological process (GO): proteasome assembly
Cellular component (GO): nucleus; cytoplasm
Source: RefSeq, a predicted model, not a curated record
AACGGAAACGGAAAUGGAAAUGGAAAUGGAUAGAGAAACGGACGAGAAGGAGGCGCUGCGCCGUGGCUGCAGAUAGACGCAUCGAAGAUGAAUACCAGAGGACUUGGAUCGCAGCUAAAGGAUAGUAUUUCAGUUUCUGAACUUUCAGCUAGUAGUCCUUUUGGAAACCAUGAUAUUCUUCGGAGAGGUUUUUCUUGUGUGAAAAAUGAACUUUUGCCUAGUCAUCCUCUUGAAUUAUCAGAAAAAAAUUUCCAGCUCAAUCAAGAUAAAAUGAAUUUUUCCACACUGAGAAAUAUCCAGGGCCUGUAUGCUCCCCUGAAGUUACAGAUGGAAUUCAAGGCAGUGAAACAGGUCCAGCGUCUUCCCUUCCUUCAGAGCUCGAACCUCUCCUUGGAUAUUUUGAGAGGUUCUGAUGAGAGUAUUGGAUUUGAAGAUAUUCUUAAUGAUCCAUCGCAGAGUGAAAUAAUGGGAGAACCACACAUGAUGGUGGAAUACAAACUUGGUUUACUGUAAGAGAAAUACAUUGCCAGUGAAAAUUGAGGAACAGCAUCCUGUUUAUAAUUGUCUUUUUGUGAUGGUAUGGUGUGUAACAUUAAAAGUACUAAUAUUUACAUAUCUGUUCUUAUGGCUAAUGUGUACAAUCAGUAAUUUGAAUUUGUUUCUAUGUUGAACUGUUGUGUAAUUAUAUUAUUUGGAGGAACUAUGUAUAAAGCAAGACAGUAAGAAAAACUGAACCUUAAUUCUUAAAUGUGAAGUACAAAUUUUUGUAGUAUAUUUUGAGAGGCAUCAUCAUAAGGUUUUUUGUUUUGUUUUUUAGCAUGAAACAGGUGUUCUAAUCUCAUUUUGUUAUAUCUUCUUAGCAUUGAUAUCAACUCCAUAACUUUUAACAGGCAUUGCUUAGCAGAGAAUGAGACCCCAUAUCAUUCUCUCCUCUUGCUACAUUUCUUCUGUAACAAUCAUUGAGUCCAAAAUUGACCUGAGCAAAAUUGCGAUUUCCUAUUUGAGUGAGUUCUCAAGUUUAAAAUGUUUAACUUAAAAUAUUUUCACUAGAUUUUACCAUCUUAACCCAAUAUAUAAAAGUAGGCAGAACUUUGGUUGCAAAGUCAUUGGCAUUUCCUGACUGUGCUCUUAAGACAGCUGCCUUAAAUUUCCUCAAGUAUUUUGCUCUAGUGAUGGCAGUUACCUCUCCUGCCCAGUAGAGGCCAGUUUUCAGAUAAGACAUAAGGAUUGCUUGAAAUAUAAUUGGGAGAAAACUCCUUGCAUUAGUUUUUGGAUCUGACUGAGUUUCUGGUAACCUGGGUCCUCAAUUAACAUUCUCUAAGCAACAGGUAGAAGUAGUCCAGCUUCCCAGCCACUCAGGGCUAGGUUCAAACAAUGCAAUAAAGUUUUCUCACAAUUCCCAUCAUUGAAUAGUGUUUCACCUCUCCUGGUCAGUAGAGGGACUGACUAGUGAGGUUACUGUCAAAAGAAAAUGAUAAGAAUGGAUUUCAUUGUCCUUGCCCCAUGCCAGUUGUGUAACAAUCGAGACCAGGCCUUUUCAGCUUGGCACUGGACCCUGAAUACAGGGGGAAAGAGGUUUUUGUGCAUUAAAAGAAAACAAUUAACAGGAUACAGCAUUAGGUAAUCUUCAUUUCUAACUGGAGGAAAGAUUAGGGAUUUCACAGUUUGGGAAGGGAAGAAAAAACAGAUCAAUUCUUUGAAAUCAGAAAAUGAGAUGUCUCUUCCCUCACUCCCCACCUUCCCCCCCCCCCCCCAAGUGUCUAUUCAAAGGAAUUUGGAAACAGUAAAAGUCCAGUUUUCAGAGAAGACAAAGAUUUUUUGAAAUAUAAUUGGGAAAAAACUCCUUGCAUUAGUUUUUGGAUCUGACUGAGUUUCUGGUAACCUGGGUCCUCAAUUAACAUUCUCUAAGCAACAGGUAGAAGUAGUCCAGCUUCCCAGCCACUCAGGGCUAGGUUCAAACAAUGCAAUAAAGUUUUUCACAAUUCCCAUCAUUGAAUAGUGUUCUCACAGGACAGAAAUUGGACUAGACUCAUAAUUGAAUAGAAAGGGAACUGAAUUAGAUCUAGAUUUGAGUCACAAGAUGGAGUCAGUGUGAUUCAGUCAAAUCCCACAUUAUUAGACAUGGCUCUGAUAUGUCAUUGUGUGUUCAAUCUAUUACUUCUCUUUCUGGGAGCUUUUUAAAGUUGUAUCCAGAUUUGAGUCGUUUUACAAAAAAUAAAUUAUACUGUUUGGUUAAAAUCUGGGAAUACAGGAAAGUUCACAAUAAAAAAUUCCAAAUUA